UCCAUCUCGGUCGAAAGAGAAGCACAUGUUCCGUGCGGCAAGUGAGCGCUCGUAAAUUCUGGUUUUCCGGGAUAAGUAAUGCGCCCGCAGUGAGUCUGCGAGAACUAGGCAUCAGGACACGCACCGACUCGCACAAUUCGGGAGGUUACGUGACAUGAAAUAGUCGCAUCAGCUCGAGAUUUCGCUGGAAUCCUUCGGCCGAGGAAAAUGGCUGACCGCGACAGCGCGUCCGAGAGCGACUCGAGCUCGAUCGACGGAGGCCCGAUCAUGAUGCCACCCUCGCCGGUUACGAGGGAGCAACUUCAGAAGAGGAUCGAGUCUCUGCAGCAGCAGAACCGCGUCCUCAAGGUCGAGUUGGAGACCUACAAGCUGCGCGUCAAGGCUCUGCAGGAAGAGAACCGCGGACUUCGCCAAGCCUCUGUCAUCAUUCAAGCAAAGGCUGAACAAGAAGAGGAGUACAUCAGUAACACGCUGCUGAAAAAGAUUCAGGCUCUGAAAAAGGAGAAAGAAACGUUAGCUCACCAUUACGAACAAGAAGAGGAAUGCCUAACGAACGACUUAUCCCGCAAGCUGAAUCAGUUACGUCAAGAGAAAUGUCGUUUGGAGCAGACACUGGAGCAAGAACAAGAGUGCCUGGUGAACAAGCUGAUGCGAAAAAUCGAGAAACUCGAAGCAGAAACUUUAGCGAAGCAGAGCAACUUGGAGCAGUUGCGCAGAGAGAAAGUAGAGUUGGAGAAUACUCUCGAGCAGGAACAAGAGGCAUUGGUUAACAAAUUAUGGAAAAGAAUGGAUAAAUUGGAAGCUGAGAAGAGAAUGCUUCAAAUUAAGCUCGACCAGCCCGUAUCCGAUCCUACUUCUCCACGAGAGAUCAACAAUGGAGAUACUGCCACCAACUUAAGUACGCACAUUCAGACUCUGCGAAGCGAAGUGGCAAGAUUGAGGCAUACUUUGCUUAUCUCGCAGCAAGAACAUACUGAGAAGAUGCAGCGGUAUGUAAACGAGGAGAAGCACAUUCGCGAAGAGAAUUUGAGACUUCAGAGAAAGUUGCAGCUCGAGGUGGAACGACGCGAGGCACUCUGUCGACAUCUUUCGGAAUCAGAAUCCAGCCUAGAAAUGGAGGAAGAACGUCAUUACAACGAGAUCGUAAUGUCCGGCGGCAACAUACGAAACCGCACCGUUUCCAGUCCGGUGCCUUACAACCCGUCACCCAGUUCUUCCAGACCUCUCAGUCCAGGCAUAAAUAUAGUCGGUUCGACAUCACGCGAGAACUUCAACGCCAAUCGAUGUUACGCUUGCGGUCAACUGAUAACGCUGCCAUUUUCCGGCUCGUCGCCUCCAUCAGGAGGUCACGUCGUGGCGGCCUCGGGCAGGCGCACGUCCGACAGAUUCGUCAAGCCGGCGAUUCCGCCGACCAUUGUCAGCCCCGGGCCAACCUUGCAAAACACCUCGGCAAACACCGGCGGCUCGCCCAUGGACAUCACCAAGGCGUAAUCACGAGGCGAACGCGAUCAACUACGUCAGGCCCCGUUUCGUUGUUUUCGAUUGCGAACGGCCGCCCGGGCCGCGCUUGCUCUCAUCGAUCCUCGACCGAGACGCCGGCUGAGAGAGCGUGGCCGCGUCGACCUUCGCGUAUCGUUUCUCCCCCCGUUUUUACUUUUCUUUCUUCUUCCGAUGGUGCCUCGCAAAACUUGCGUCGAGGUGGUACGUCUCCCUUGCGUUUCGAGAAAAAGGGACGAAAAAUGAAGAUAAAAACGAAAACGGAAAAAGAAGAAAAAGAGAAAAAGAAUUAAGUGCACGCAAAGCACGUUGCGUCGAUUCGCCGGUGACGCGGCGUCAAGCAGUAUUUACGAGAACGUCUAAAUUUCCUCGGAAUCCGUUCCCUUUUUUUUUUUUUCUCGGUCGUUCGUUUCCUCGUUUCGUUGGUCGUCUAUUUGGAAUUAGAUAUUAGCGGGAAGGAGAAGGCACCUCUAGAAUUCGUAAUUCGUGUUCGCUCUUCGGCUCCGCCGAGCCUCGUUCGGAGAGAUCCUCGGCGAGCGGAGAGACGACGUUGCGUUGCAUUUCUCAUUUUAUCCUAACCGUAGUUGUACGUUUUGAUAGUGAUAUUCUCUCGUUGGAAGGGGGCCGCUUCGCAUUCCUCGUUAAUCCGCCCUAAUCGGGAGCGCGUAGAAGCGGGGCUGUGUCCGUUUAUCUUUUUUUACCAUUUUUUUUUUCUUUUUUAAUGCCCGGGUGAUGGUUACUCGACUUAUCGAUCCGAGGGUUCUUUUCGUUGCGAGAGGGGGAGGUGUAUUGUUGGGAAUUCAUUGCAUUUUACUCCGUGCAGUUAUUCGUUGUUGGUAGGGGAGAAUUUUCGAAGCUCUCGGAAGAGCUUUUGCGUGGUCGUGUCUCGCACGCGGACCUGGGUACCUACUUGGAGUAGCUUUUGUGCACGAGUCAAGACGUUAAUCGACCGUUCGACGCUUCGUUGGUCGUUGAUCGAGGACGGAGCGUCUUCGGGGAUAUUUUAACGAAGGGAGAUCGGUUCGUGUGAAACUAUUUCAAAUAGAUACCCGGGGGUUGGGAGAUGUCCUGGUCGAUCCAUCCAGUUGGCCCACUCAGUAUACGAGAUCGAUAAAAUUCUGCACGCGAAAUGACUUUACGUCACGUUUGAUACGCUUUAAAAAAGAAAAAGAAAAAGGACUCUUAGCGUCGGAACGCCCGAGCCCAGCCCUCGGGGCCCGAGGAGCGAGACACGGUGUUUAAGGACUAAUAAACGAUUCGUGAUAUCCGCUUAAUCGUUACGGGAAGGGAACUAGGCGAAUUCGCGGUUCGGGGGGCGAGCGGGAGCUCGCUAAAAAAAAAAAAAGUGGGAUGAAGGCGGAAUUAUUGUAACACGUCGCGUUUAACCUCGCAGCCGACUUUCGGUAUUUCUCGAGCGAAGUCGAUACAUACGAUUAUACAUAUAUAUAAAUAUAUAUUUACGGCGACAGACCUGGGGAUGUAAUUGGAAUAAUUUCCCUCGGAGGAACCUCUCGAUCGACGAUCGUUGGCCUCGGCCGAGAAACGUCUUCGCUCGAUUCUGCAUCCGGUCGAUUUCUGCAACCUUCGUCGAUUAUUGUGCAUUAGCCGUUUAAUAUUCGUUGGACGCGAGUACUUGUCGGGCAAGAUCGAGGUUUAAUUAUUCGAGGUAUAUAGCCAGGUCUGCAUGGCGGCGCCGUUUCGCAAAGGGAGCUCGCGCGUCGACGCCAGGUCGGCCUUUGGCUCGGUGUCCUACAAUUACUAUAAAGAAAGACGACAGAGAGAAAGGGGAGGGAUAAAAGUAACAAGUAUCGGUGUGUCGCUUGCGCCUUCCAUAUAUUAUUCUAACGUUAAACAUUGAGUACGGUAAAGAGGAGCACGUCGAUGCUCCGACUUGGAGAGCGAAAACGCAACGUGUCACCGUUAUCGAUAAUUUAUGUUCGAGUCCAGUUCGUCCGUGUCCUUUCGACGUUCGAAUAUGUAGUUUUCCACGUCUGGAAUAAUUUCCAUCAUCGAAAGAAAGAGAGAAAGGGGCAGGCCCGACGUGCUACUAUUUACCGUAUCUUCGACUACUUGGUAACGAUAUAACGAAAUACAUAUGAAUACAUGAAAUAUAUAUAUAUAUAUUAAAACACUUUGGAUGUUAGGUUAAAAAUAUAUAUAUAUAUUUUUUUCUUUCUUGUUUCGAAGGGUCGCCUAAUUAGUGUGGUUAGUCGUGAGGUAGAGUCGCAUCAAGGUGGGAGCAACGUCGAGAGUUCUAGGUGCAGCGGAGCCUACACCUCCGCACCGUCGACCAUCUCCGAAAGCGCGCAAAGCUUUAUUUUCUAACGGCGAAUUCUAGCGACGGCUUCGCGCCGUUUAACGAUCCUUUCACGUGGAACCCCACGUCACGGUGUAACGUAUCAACGGACGCUUCUUCGCCGGUCUAAAAGCGCGCAAAAUCGGGACUCCCGCUCGGAGGGAUCUCCCGUUCUUGGACGAUUCCGUGUUCCGAGGUUUUCUGUAAAACCACCCCGUGGAACCUGUGAAAACGUAAGAAUUUCUGGAAUGACCUAAGGGACGCGUUAGGAAAUUUUCGUAUAGGGAAUAUUGCGAGGCGUACUAUAGGUGAUCGACCGUUCCUGAGGGAACGGCGAGAUAUCCACACUGCCGGGUAGUCGUUUCCCAGGUUUUCAGUUUCUUCGUAUUUACCUGGGAUUUUUAACAGGGGAAAGCGUGCCGGUCUCUCUAUUUCACUUGUACUAUGACGAUUUUGUAUGGGAAUACUUGGGUAAUUUCUCCGUUUUCGGUAAUCCGGAUCGGUGGUAGUAGUCGGUAUCGAUGUAGCCUCAAUGUGCAUGGGAUGAGAGAGUAUACCGGGGAACAAGCCAUAGCUACUAGAUGUGUUAAGGUGUCGUUUAAUGUCUGUAAUCGUCACGGUAACGAUGUAACGGUGAACUGCAGAAAUUGGAUAUGUAAUUCUUAACGAUUAGUCCAGAAUUACCCCCUGAGAGGCAUCGAGCUUUCCCGUUCUUCGAGUCUUUGGGGGGCUCGAAUUUUCUGCAUCGGUUACUCCGCGAAGGCCUUUUUAUCGUUCGACGACGGGCACGAGAUUGGAGUAACGGAAAAUAUCGGACUAGGAAAUUAUACGACGACCAGGCCUUCUUCUUUUUGGAUGUCUCGGUCCCUUCAAAUUGUUCUCGCGUAGCUACUUUCGGAGUCGUGACGUCAGUAGCUCGACCGUAAUUUUCAGAAGUGUCUUUUGACAUAGAUGGUACAUGCUGCGGAUGGUUCUAGCGUUUAGCUCCGAUUGAACUUUAUGUCGUUCAGCAAAGGGUCGUUGCGAAGGGGUACAGGGCGAAGGCCGGUGGUGUAAGACGCGUUCAUGCAAGUAACGACAACGCUUGUAGUCUGUUGACACGUCCGAGCAUCGUUUAGAGUAUCGGGGAAAGACUUGCAUCCCGCGUGCCUCGAUUCUUUUUGUUAUACAAGGACACGGAUAUGUCCGACUUUGCGCGGUACGUAAUUCCCGGGUAAGCGUUGUAUUAUGUUGUACGGAUACUCCGCGCGCGCGGAGGCACGACAAAAGGACACGCGCGAUACGAGUUUUGUUGAGCCGUCUAAGUGAUUACUUAUUAACAAUUAUAAUUAUUAUAUGCAAAUACGUUUCUCAAUUACAUAUGAUGUAUUUUACUCGUGCUUUUGACGCAAUACACACCCAUUCUUUUGCUACUA
This is a messenger RNA of Orussus abietinus, 5208 nucleotides long. RefSeq names its product coiled-coil domain-containing protein 6. The transcript has 6 exons. Bases 208 to 1491 code for a protein of 427 amino acids. The record is from RefSeq and is a predicted model, not a curated record. NCBI's taxonomy places the organism in Eukaryota, Metazoa, Arthropoda, Insecta, Hymenoptera, Orussidae.